AUGUCGCUACGCUUUCCUCUCCCAUCAAACUCGACGCCUCCAGCCUUCCUUCACCACCGGAGAUACCGAAUGACUCCUACCAACCCAUUGACCUCACCUUUCAUCUCCUGUGACCAGCACGCCUUAAACUUAAGUAUUAACAAAUUGCAUGGAAGAGACAGAUUUCCCUUAAAAAUCAAGAUGGUGAUCAAAAAACAGGUUGAAAAGAAAAGCAAAGUCCAAGAAUAUGACUCGGAAUCUGAAUCAGAAAUUGAAUAUCAUUACAAUGAUGAUGAUGAUGAUGACAAUGAUAGCAGUGUGGAGGAUAACGACAGUGAUGAUUCUGAGACAGAAAAUUCAGAAAAUGAAGAAAUAGCAACAACAAAACAGACCCACAAGAGAAAAAAAUUUAAAAGUCCAAAGCUUGAAAGAUUUGCUAACUCUGGCAGUGAUGAUGAUGAUGAUGAUUAUGUUGAUGAUGAUGAUGUUGCGAAUGACGCCAGCAGUGAAGGUGACAAUGAGGAAGAUGACGAUAACACUAUGACUGACCAACCCAGAAAGAAGAAAAGAAAGAUGUCAAAACUAGAGAAAGCCACAGACUCCGAAGAUGACACAGAGAGUGAAGAUGAUGAUGAUGAUGAUAAUGAGAGUGAAAAAGAAGAAGAGGAGGAGGAGGAGGUCACAACACGUAAAGGAUUUGCCAAUGUCCUUUCAAACAUUUUAAGCAAGAAAACUGUGUCAUCAAAAAAGGUUAUUCUUGCUCAGGGAAAGACAGACAGGGAAAUUAAGAAACUUAAAGAAAGCAAACUGCCACAAGAAGAUAAAGACUUAAAAGAACCGUUUUUGACGGCCCAAGAAUUGGAAGAAAAAAAAUUAAUGAGAAAACUUUGGUUAGAAAAGGGUAAAGUAAAACCUAAUGCAUUGGAAAAGAACCAUGAAAGAGAACUUAAAAUGAUUGCCACAAGAGGUGUUGUUCAGCUUUUCAAUGCUGUGAAAAGACAACAAAAAAUGGUCAAUGAAAAUCUUUCCAGUGUUUCUUCAGAACGAAGAAAAGACAUGGUUAUUGAAAGUAUGAACAAGAAAUCCUUCAUUAAUCUUCUUCAAAACACAAAGGUGGAUGUUUCCCUGGGACCAACAGAGAAAGAAACCCCAAAGGCUAAAGAACCAGAAAGAAAAAUCUGGAGUGUUCUUCAGGACGAUUUUGUAAUUGGCACAGGAAAGAUGAAAGACUGGGACAAGCAAGAAAGUCUGGAUGCUCUUUAA
This is a messenger RNA of Acanthosepion pharaonis, 1242 nucleotides long. The record is from the annotation of a GenBank genome assembly. NCBI's taxonomy places the organism in Eukaryota, Metazoa, Mollusca, Cephalopoda, Sepiida, Sepiidae.